Zea mays is the source of this 871-nucleotide messenger RNA. RefSeq lists its product as uncharacterized. Gene Ontology annotation, biological process: regulation of DNA-templated transcription. The transcript has a single exon. The coding region runs from base 98 to 628 and encodes 176 amino acids. Gene Ontology annotation, molecular function: DNA-binding transcription factor activity. Lineage: Eukaryota; Viridiplantae; Streptophyta; Magnoliopsida; Poales; Poaceae. The record is from RefSeq and is marked provisional.
ACAUUGCAAAGCCUAGCUACUACUACAACCCACACAGCGCGGCGGCGGCCAAUCUAGCAACCGCCCUGGUCAGUCCUUCCAGAGAGUUUCAUCAGGCAUGCAACAGAGCUGCGCGGCGGCCAAUCUAGCAAGGCUCCCACUCCCAGUCGUCCCUGGGCUGGAGGACCUGGCCAGCCUCUUCCUGCCGCGGAACGGUCCUGUUCUUCCCGCCCACGAUUAUUCCAGCUCGUUCGACUUCGACGUGGUCGCCGGCCUCGACCCCGCGUACUACUACUACCCACACAGCUGCGAUGGCGGCGCUGCUAUUGCCACCCCCGUCAGCUCGGUGUCUGCCGAGAGGAAGAGGAGAAGGCUGGCGUCCAACCGAUCGUCCGCGCGGAGGUCGCGCGCCCGGAGGCAGCGGCGCCUGCACGAGCUGUCGUUGCGGGCCGCCGAGCUCCUUGGCGCCAACCAGAGGCUCCUUGUCGACCUCAACCGCGUGGUCGCCAGGCACGGUGCCGUGGCUCGUGAGAACGCCAGGCUCAGAGAGGAAGCCGCUGGCCUGCGGACAAGGCUCGGCGAGGUGGAGGUGGGAGAGGCCGCAGCGGCAGCGGCAGCAGGGCAGGGACCCCUGCGUGGCCCCAGCUGAGAUGGCUUUGGUAGCCUUUUUAGUACAGUAGACUGUAUAGUACUGUUGAGUAUAGUACAGACUAUAGCCACUGUUUGACACAGCUUAUUUUCCGUUUUUUCACAAAUUUAAGCCAAAGUUCUGCCAAAUAAACAGCUUCUGCAGCAGCUUAUCAGUUCAGCUGCUUCUCAAAAUGAACUAAAAGCAGUCAACAAGCAGAAGCUGCUUUUUACCGGCUUAUCAGAUAAGCUGUUUUUUUAACCA